AGCAGCUGCAGUGUUGGGAGCGCUGUGCUGCCGCUGCGUCUCCGUGUUCGAGGCUAUACAACUCCGACGCAAUUAAAAACCUCCCUCGGAAAACUCCGCAUGUGGUUUCCUCCUCCUGCCCUCUCGGAAACUGCAAUGAAGGAAUUUAUCCGUUUGUUCUGAAGUCGCACUGCUCUCAGAAGACAUGUGGUCUCGGCUGACUUGUCCCCGCGUCCACUGAAGAUCAGGGAACCGGACCUGUCGAUUGUCCCUGGCAACCCCUGCAGCAUCCUUCCCAAAAAAAGAAGACAAAAUCCUCCUUUACUUCUUUUUGUUUGUUAAAUCUCACACGGGACAGCGACGGAGCGCAGGCUGAAUCAAUGGAUAAUAACGCUGCAAAGUCGGAGAAAUCUCAACUGAUCCACGAGAAGAGUGCGAAAAUGUACUCUCUGAAACUACAAAGCUCCUUCCCAGACUCCAAAGAGCAAUAUCCCGACUUCCCUCUGAAGAACGGCGGCAUGGCCGGCGCCAUCGAGCUGAAGCGACCCGUCGGCGCCCACUGCCACGGGGCCAAGGCCUCGGCGUGUGACGCCAGCGGGGACCGGCUGCUGGCCAGGAGGAAGCUCUGCAUCGCGUCGGCCGUGUGCCUCGUCUUCAUGAUCGGAGAGGUCAUAGGAGGCUACCUGGCCCACAGCCUGGCCAUCAUGACGGACGCAGCCCACCUCCUGACGGAUUUUGGCAGCAUGAUGGUGAGCCUGUUCUCCCUGUGGAUCUCCUCCAGACAGCCCACCAAAACCAUGAACUUUGGUUGGCACAGAUCAGAGAUCCUCGGGGCAUUCGUCUCAGUCAUUUCCAUCUGGAUCGUUACGGGGGCGCUGGUCUAUUUAGCCAUCGAGAGGAUCGUACGCAACGACUACGAGAUUGAUGGCCACGUGAUGUUGGUCACCUCUGGGUGUGCCGUCAUCGUCAAUAUAAUCAUGGCCUACAUCCUCCAUCAUUCCACCACCUUCCACGCCCACGGCGGCGGCUACCACCAGAUCGACGAGGGAGGCCAGAGCCCCGUCGCCCACGGCCACUCCCACACGCUCCUCGGUGGCCAUAGCAACACCAGCGUCCGCGCCGCCUUCAUCCACGUGGUGGGGGACCUGCUGCAGAGCGUCGGCGUCAUGGUGGCAGCGAUCAUCAUCUACUUGCGGCCCGAGUAUAAAGUUGCAGAUCCCAUCUGUACGUUCCUGUUCUCCGUCUUCGUCCUCUGCACCACCGUCACCAUCCUCAGAGACGUCUUCAGGAUACUCAUGGAAGGCUCACCUAAAGGCAUCGAGUUCAACUCGGUGAAGGAGGUGCUGCUGUCGGUGAAGGCUGUGAAGUCCAUGCACUCUCUGCACCUCUGGGCCCUGACUCUGGGCCAGGCCCUGGUCUCGGUUCACCUGGCCAUAGAGGAGGGUGCCGACGCCCAGUCUGUGCUGCAGGAGGCCACCCAUCUGCUCAACACCAAGUUUGGGUUCCACAGCAUCACCAUCCAGGUGGAGCUCUACUCUGAAGACAUGAGCCACUGCUCCCACUGCCAGGACCCCAGUGACUGAUCUGGGACCAGACCGGACCCAACAUCCAGGACCAUGGAGCGGCUCAGCCAUUGUUUUUGCAUUCUCUGUGGGUGAGCUGGAGCAGUGAGAGCUGCACUCACAACGCAGCUUCCUGUUAAAGGAGCCAGAAGCGUUUUUUGGUAAAUUUGUUGUAUUGCUCAUUAAGUCACAUGACAGCGAAAUCAUCCGUGCGUUGGUAGCAGCAUGCUGACGCUGGAGCUCCAUGCUAACAUUGAACUCUUCCUUCAGUCCCCCCGUAAAGGUCCUAAAAAUAAAAAUGAAAAGGGGUUGUAUGGAGCUUUUACCACAUACUGGGACAGGCGCUGGCUUGCAAAGAAAUCUAUCAAGAACUUAAAAAAAAAGAAGGAAGAGAACAAGACUCCUAACAGUUUUUUUCUAAAAUGUCAGCCUGUCCUAAAAAAAUGAUACACCAGAGCCAUAUAACCUCUCUCCAUCUCACCGCAUUGACAUCUGAAAUUCUGAGCCCAAACAUAAGAUUGCAUUACAGUACUCAACUGUGCAUUUUGUUUCAUAAUCCAAUAGUUUCCAACAACGCUCAAACCCAGGUAAAUUAAAGGUAAUGCUCCGUUGCCGUUGGUCGCCUGUCGCUGGCGUCGAACCCCUUUUGUCAGCGUUGUGGCCGUCUGCCAGAAAUAAAUUGACUUCUUAUUCCGUUUUUAAGGCACAUUUUUAAGCUCCACCUUUUAGAUUUUUUAAGACACACCUCUUAGAUCUCGGUGAUCUAUUUUAACCAGAUGAAAGAUUUUAGUCAUUGGACAUCUGGAUCUUACGUAAUCAGAGAAACAAGCUGAGCAAACACAGACAAGAAGAACAGCACUGGAGAAACAGAAUUUUAAAGCAAAUCUGUUUCAUCCAGUGGUUUUUCUGCUGAUAAUUUGACUUCUGGUGAAAACGUCCUGAGCGAUGAACGCUGAAGGAAUCCUAACUGGGAGAAGCUCGCUGCAGUGACGGCACUGCUUCGUCUUUUGUUAUUGUUUUGAUUGAGGAAAUUACAUAUAGUACGUUUUAAGAUGGAUGAGAAAAAUCUUCAAUAACAGUGAAAUCUCGUUCACCAGACUCGCUCUCUAGCUUGCGGCUAGUUUACGUUACAGACAUUUUUACAAACUCAGUAACAGUGUUGAUUAAGAACAAGUGCAUUUUACUUGCACUUAAAUGUCCAGACAAGAAGUUCUGGGUAAUACGCCAUUGUGUAAUAAUUGCAUUCUUACCAAACCCAGAGGAGCAGCCGGCGUCCAUCUUUACCCUUUUGAAGCACAAAAGUAGGAAAUAGGACACGGAUAAAGUAAGAGAGAAGGGUUUUUAUGUUUUGUUUGACUUCUAGAUUACUCAAACUUUCAAAUAAUAUUCAAAAGGUUUAUAUUUAGGGUCUACUAUUUACAGUCUCUCCCAAUGGGAUAAAAGGAGCUGCUGCUGGUUGAAAUCACUGCCUGAUUUGUAGUAUUUCCUGUAAAUUAAGAAAAACUGCCAGAUGUAGGACCACAUAUGCGUACAGUACUUUACUAAUUAUUUCCUACUGUAACUUCAAGGGUCUAGGGUUCUUUAUCGUCAUUCUGUCAUGUCUACAUGUAGAACGAGAGGAAGUCCUCAGGUCUCGGCCUCAAUCUAAAUGUUCUGAAGUACAUGAUGUUAUAGUAUUAAAUACAUGAAUAAAUACCGUAAAUACACAUUACAACAGACACCUACUAAUAAAAUAAAAGGAAGUCCUCAGGUCUCGGGCUCAAUCUAUGUGCAGGAUGUUGUAGUAUUAAAUACAUAAAUAAAUACACAUGGACACACGGACACUCAGAAUCCUACUAAUAAAAUCCUGUAUAACAAUGAAGGAAAAACUAUGAAGCAACAAUGCAUAUACAGUAUAUA
This is a messenger RNA of Etheostoma spectabile (orangethroat darter), 3440 nucleotides long. It is a transcript of the gene slc30a2, whose product is annotated as solute carrier family 30 member 2. Gene Ontology annotation, biological process: zinc ion transmembrane transport; response to zinc ion. The transcript is spliced from 8 exons. Gene Ontology annotation, cellular component: plasma membrane. The coding region runs from base 360 to 1562 and encodes 400 amino acids. NCBI's taxonomy places the organism in Eukaryota, Metazoa, Chordata, Actinopteri, Perciformes, Percidae. Gene Ontology annotation, molecular function: zinc ion transmembrane transporter activity. The record is from RefSeq and is a predicted model, not a curated record.